GUGACGUGUUGUUUCGAGGUGCAAGGGAAAGAGGCCAGAGCUCGGUUUGAGGUUUCAGAAAGCGAGCGUUCACUCCGAUCUGUAACCGAGCUUCGUAGAACCAAAACAAAUUCCGGUCAUUUCCCGGCGCUCGAAAGCGAACAGAAAUGGACCAUCCAAUCUAUCACGGGAAAAUCAACCGGGAGCUCGGGGAGAAGUUGCUGUGCAGAAACGGCAAGGACGGGAGCUACUUGAUCAGAGACAGCGAGUCUCUGCCAGGAGUCUACUGCCUGUGUGUCCUGUACUCUGGAUUAGUUUACACAUAUCGUGUUUUUAAGACUCCUACUGAUUCAUGGACUGUUGAGACUGCACCUGGAGUACAUAAGAGGUUGUUUCGUAAAGUGAAGAACUUAAUUGCUGCGUACCAGAAGGAAAACCAAGGCCUAGCAAUACCUUUACUGUACCCUGUGUACAAGCAGAAAGGUAUUGAAAUGGAAGAAGAUUAUCUCAUGAUGCAACCAGCUGAAUGAUAACAUGUUCUUUCUCUAAUUUCUGAAGUGAUGUUGGAUCGAACUUACUAUAAAUACUUUCUAUUGAAAUGGUCUGCCACAGUCAACCUGAAUAUGUCUUCUUUGAUUCUUUGAUGGUCUGACACUCUCAAUAUUCUAAAUAUUGUGUUUUUUUUCUAGAGUACCAGAUGCUUAACUAGCAAUUACUGUUCUUGAUGUGUGCUUGAAUCAAAAGUUCUGGCAUAUUUCAGUACUCAAGUUCUUGAUGAAGCAGAAGGCUCUUAAUAUUUCAUGUAUUUAUUUUUUUUUCCAAAUUUGUUAGAGAAUGGAUCUCAGCAACUUCCAUAUCUAUCUAAAAGUACUACUGACAUUCAACUGGAAAAAGAAGCCAAAAAAAGUUUAUUUCUUUACCACUUGAGUGAUUUACUUUAAAAAGACUUUUUGUUGAGGCUGCAUUACUGUUGGUUAUUAAUAAUAGCACGUCAGUGAGAAAAAAAUGAAAACAGAUUUUCAUUGUAAAUAUAGAGAGCCUGGUUUGUACAGGAGAUGUCCUGUAUUCUCAUUGCUUUGAGAAAUUGGUCCCUUGGGUUUUCAUGCUCUCCCUCAGAGGUUAUAGCAGGAGAUUGAACGCCUCUGUAGAAGCUCGAGGCCAAUAUUUUGCUUGAAACUAGUGACAAACCAAUUUCUUUCAAUAACAACUGUAUGUGGAUGUGUAAUGUAUGCAAAAAUACAGAUAGCUGAACAAGCCUUGCUCAGCUCAACAACAGUAACAUCACAGCAUGACAUUCUGGCUCUUAAUUAGCAGUUAGAAGAUUAUUAUAUAGUCACAUAAUGUUUUGUACAUGGAUGCCACAUCAACACUUAAUUAUAAGCAGUAAUAAUACAUCAAUAUCAGUCUCAUUUCCUAAAUGAUUUCUCCCUGAAUUUGGUUAAGACCUGUUAGUAAUCAGAUGAAGUUAUUUCAUGCCCAAGAGCCAAUUGGGAAAGUUGUGCAUAAUAUUAAAAGAAAAAGAUAUGGCAAGUGGAUUGAAGUGAAAGACAGGCUUGAGAUAUGAACAUAUGAUUAGGAAAAAAUGUUCUUGUUAUCUACUGAAAUGGAUUGCUACUGAAUCUUUUCUAAAGUUGUUUCUAUGAAACAUAAGAUACAUUACAUGUUUUUGUUAAUUGAUUGAGCCAAUGUCAAGCAAUAAUCGUGUUCCCUUCAUCCUUUCUUUUCUCAUAUUUUCUGCUCCAUCCAAGGUAUGAAAACUAUGCUAUGUAACUCGAUGCAAUGAAUUAAUCAAAUUAUUUGAUUAGGUGUUUGAAGAUUUACCAACUUGUUUUGUUUUAACAAUUUUCAUCUGGAGCUGUUCAAUUUUUACUCAGAAAGUUUCUAAACUGGUAAUUUUUAAAAACAUGGGAAGUGGAAAAUUAAAAAGCAGAAGUUGCCUUUUGAUUUCUACAUUCUAAUCAUUUUAUAUUUGUAUUUCACGGUUUUGCUACUUAUGCCUUGAUGCAGUGACAUUGUGUAUUAUACAUACAGUACCUUGUUCUUUUCUUGUGGACAUCUUUGACAUGAUUGUCCUGCAGGCCAUUGACCUACUUUGAUCACCACUGUUCUGCACAGCCCAACUCUGUUUCUGUUUCCAGAUCUGUCACUGAUCUCAUCUCGUCUGGAGAUUUUCCCUCUAAAUUUUCCCACCUUAUAAUACUCCAACUCUACACGGUCUUCUUCUACCUUCCCAAAUUUACAAACAGGUCUGCCCUGAUAGACCUAUAGAUUCAGUCUGUUUCUGUCUCUCUGAGCUUAUUGCUUUCUAUGUUGAUUGUAUGUUUUCUCAACUUGUCUAGUCUCAUCUACAUUUUUGAUUCUUCUAUUUUUCUAAUAACAUUGCAACAAUUGCUAGUUUGCUGGCCCAAAUUGCCUCCUCUUCAGUAUGGGUGUCCAAUCCUUCUAUAUCUCAGUUCCCCACUGGGACUGAUGGAGGACUCUCCACUUCUGUCUCGAAUGAAGUCGCUAACAGUAGCCAUCCAACACCAACUGUUAUCUCAUUGAUCAAUCUCUUUUUUAACUUGACUCAUUCCCUCCAAAUAAAUGAAGUGGGCAUGGAUAUCUAAUUAAGAUAGUCUUUUUGUAGAGUUUAUUAAACAUUCCUUGUUAAACAUUCUUUGUUAUAGUUCAAGUCAGAACCCUCUCACAACUCUUUUACUGCUAUAUUGAUUACUGUGUCAGCAAUGCAUCUUGUAACCCAUAUCCUACAAAUAACAAAAACUUCAGGAAAAGGCCGUCUACUAAUGUUCAAUACAAACCCACCAAUUCUGACAAGUUACCUUGACUACACUUUCUCAGACCUGGUUUCCUUUAAAGACUCUAUUUCAUUCUCCCAAUUUCUCCACUUCUGUCAUAUCUUUUCGAUCUUUUAAAUGCAGUGCUUCCUCCAUGCCUUCCUCUUACCCUUGAGCUCACUUUUUACCCUAAUAAAGGAUCGUCCUUUGCUUUUUCUGCCAUAUCCAGCACGAUGUCACCACCAGGCACAUUUUCCCCUUCCUUCUGCUUCAGCAUUCAGCAAGGUCCAUUCUGUCUAUAAGAUCCUGGUACACUCCACUGCCACCCAACAACUUAUAUGCCUCCAACCGAUCCACAUGGUACCUGCCCAUGUGAUCACAGGAGAAGUAACACAUGCCCUUUUACCUCCACCCUCCUCCUCAUUGUCCAAGGUCCCAAACAUUCAUUCAAGGUGAACCAGCAAUUUACUUGUACUUUUUUCAGUCUGUUCUGCUGUACUCACUGCUCAUAAUGAAAUAUCUUAUUGGGAGACCAAAUAUAGACUGAGUGAUUGUUUUGCUGAACACCUCUGCUCAGUAUGCAAACAUGGCUCCAACCUUCCAGUCACACCAUUUUGAUACACCACCUUGCUCUCAUGCUCACAUUUCCAUCGUAGGCCUGCUGCAGUUUUUCAGAUGUUGGAACACUCCUCACUUUCCAUUUAGGCUCUUCACAGCCGUCAGGACUCGACAGAAAGUUCCACAACUUCACAUCAUGAACUCCGUCCUGCAUUUUAUUUUCCCUGCCUUCCAUGAAAUAGCUGGUUUGCUUGGUUUUGCUUUCAGCGUAGCUAAUCUAUGUUCAAGUGUCAACAUCUACUAGUAACACUUUGGACCUAUCUCAUCUUGACAACCAAACCCACUCCCAUUGGCUUUUCCUCUGUGACACUUGUGCCUCUAAACUCCCUCAUCUUCUAUCCUUCCAUGAUCUUCUGUUCUGUUCCACUUGCUCCUCCCUGCCUUUAGAGUACAAAGCUCAUCAAUUUCCUGCCUUGGUCUUCAAAUCUGAGGAAGAGUCGUAUUGAACUUGAUACAUUAACACUGUUUCUCUCUCCAAAGACAAGUCUGCUAGGUGUCUGCAGCUCUUUCUGUUCUUAUUUCUGAUCUUGAGCAUCCAAAAUAUUUUGCUUUUGUUUUGGUCUUUAAUUCUCCACAGAUCCACUUAGCAGUAACUGUAACUGGAUAAUGAUGAUGAUAAGUGUAGCUUAUUUUAUUCCUUCCACUCUCUAACAUGACAAGUUAAGACCAGCUGUGAUGGGCAAACUGCUGUUGUGGUUCAAAACUACUAAUUCAAGAAUAACCAUGAAUCUAACCAGACGCUUCAUGGUCUGUAUGGCACAUUCCUGUCCCUGAGCAUUGUCUUCAUCGUUAGACUAACUUGUUUCUUAAGUAAUGGCCUGCAGUUCACUCCUGUCACUUUUGUCAUCAAAAUGACCAAAAAUGUAAAUGACAAUGGAUAUGCAUUAUCUUUUGUUUUUAUAUCAUAAAACUGAAGAAUUUCUAAAAAGAAUUUUGCAGGUUUUUUUAAUGUAAAAUAUAAAUAAAAUUAUAUUUGAUAA
Messenger RNA from Rhincodon typus (whale shark), 4351 nucleotides. It is a transcript of the gene sh2d1aa, whose product is annotated as SH2 domain containing 1A duplicate a. The record is from RefSeq and is a predicted model, not a curated record. NCBI's taxonomy places the organism in Eukaryota, Metazoa, Chordata, Chondrichthyes, Orectolobiformes, Rhincodontidae. The transcript has 4 exons. The coding region runs from base 147 to 509 and encodes 120 amino acids.